Seminavis robusta is the source of this 884-nucleotide messenger RNA. NCBI's taxonomy places the organism in Eukaryota, Bacillariophyta, Bacillariophyceae, Naviculales, Naviculaceae. The record is from the annotation of a GenBank genome assembly.
CCAACAUCGCCGCAACGCCGCUAGCUUGCCAGUUUGAAGCUCACAAUUUUGAUUCCAAGCACUAAUCAGCUGGCUAACCCCCAACCAACGAACCGCUCCAUCCAAUCUAGCCAUCUAGCGUCGUCCAGCAAUCAUGGGUUUCCUUUCUUCCAUAUUCAAAAAGACCAAAAAGACCAAGUCUUCUUCCUCCAAGCAGAAGAAGCGCAGGUCCACCAAAACAGAUCCUACCGAGGCAGCGGCCACAGCGUCCUUGUUGAGUAUCGGCUCCGAACACAGCGAAACCGUUCUGGCCCAGGAGGACCCCAUUCCUUCUAAUGCAUCAGAGGAGCUCCGAGUUGUGAGAGAGUGGAUCCGUGCCAAGGAUGAGCACAACAUUGAAAAGAUGCAGGAGUUGACAGGAGAGGGAUGUUUCUUCACAUUCACGGAUUCUGAAACUGAGAUGCCGGCUAGUGAGUUCUAUGGAGCAGUGAAUGAGACCAUUCAGUCUUUCCCAGAUAUUCACUUCUUCUGGAAGUCCAUGAAGGUGCAGGGCCCUUCCACGAACAAGAGCAAAGCUGGCAUGGUUGUUGUAGUCAACGACUACUAUGGGAUUGGAAAGCACACAGGAAAAGCUUAUGGUUUUGGCCCUUACCCUCCAGUGGAGCCAACUGGCAAGACAGUGAGAGAUGAGAACAUUGAGUUCACUUUCACGGUGAGCGAUGGUAAGAUUGUGGAUGCCACCAUCUAUGCAUUUGGGGAGUUGGUUGGUCCUCCUGGGUUCUACACCAAGAUUGGCGGUGUCAUCUUAUUCUGAGUAUCUUGAGUCCUCUAUCCCCUUGCAACAGUUCAUAAUUCCUUCUUCCGCAGCUUUAGUACUAAGUUCUACUAGGUUCGUGAUAUCAUUU